UGUAUCACAUUUCUUUUUUAUUUUAAAAUAGGUUUUUGCAUCUUUUGCUUGCUUUUCAAGCCCUUCAACAUCUUUGUGUAUAUAUAUAAGGCAUGGGUUGUUCAAGCCCUUCAACAUCUUCAUUAUCUACGUGCAUUGGUUUAGGGGUUGAAUAGGAAGAAACCUCAACGCUUGAGGUUUCUUAAAUUUCCUAUAGCAAUCCCUAAAUCUUUCGCUAUUUUUCUCAAAACCUAAGGAAGAACACUAAGGAAGACAUGGAUCCUCAUGAUCAUGAUCGUUUGGCUUUUAUUUUUGGAAUACUAGGUAACAUCAUUUCCUCCAUGGUGUACUUGGCACCCCUGCCAACAUUUUACCGAAUAUGGAAAAAGAAGUCGACGGAAGGAUUCCAAUCGUUGCCAUACUUGGUUGCUCUAUUCAGCUCCAUGUUAUGGUUAUAUUAUGGUUUCGUCAAGAAACAUGCUUUUCUACUCAUUACCAUUAAUUCAGCUGGGUGUGUCAUUGAAACAAUAUAUAUCGUCACAUACCUAAUCUACGCCACGAAAGAUGCAAGGAUCUUGACGAUUAAAUUGUUCAUGGCGAUGAAUGUGGCCUGUUCUGUGUUGAUUGUCCUUACCACCCAGUUAGCUAUGCAUGGUAAACUUCGUGUGCAUGUCCUUGGAUGGAUAUGCACAUCUUUUGCAAUUUGUGUUUUUGCAGCACCUUUAACCAUUAUGGCAAAGGUUAUUCGAACCAAGAGUGUUGAGUUUAUGCCAAUCAACCUAUCAUUUUUCCUCACACUAAGUGCCAUAGUGUGGUUUUUUUAUGGUCUAUUGCUCCAUGAUAUAUGCAUUGCUAUUCCAAACGUGUUGGGUUUCAUAUUAGGGCUACUUCAAAUGUUACUAUAUGCUAUUUACAACAAAAGUGUGAAGGAGGAGUAUGCCCUAGAGCCAAUGACAAACAUUGUUAUUGUGAACCCAUUAGGAAUUCCGUGUGAAGUAUUCUCUCUCCCAGUUAUUGAUAACGUGAAUAAGAUUGAAAAAGAAGGUGCAGAAGAGAUGGAGAAAAGUGUGGAAAACCUAACAUGAAAUAUAUGCAUGAAUGGUGUUUGUUGCUUGGAAAUGAUAUGGCUUUCUUCUUAUGAUAUAUAAUCUCAUAUGUAAUA
This is a messenger RNA of Medicago truncatula (barrel medic), 1141 nucleotides long. Its product is annotated as bidirectional sugar transporter N3-like. Gene Ontology annotation, biological process: carbohydrate transport. The transcript has 6 exons. Lineage: Eukaryota; Viridiplantae; Streptophyta; Magnoliopsida; Fabales; Fabaceae. Bases 255 to 1064 code for a protein of 269 amino acids. Gene Ontology annotation, cellular component: membrane. The record is from RefSeq and is a predicted model, not a curated record. Gene Ontology annotation, molecular function: sugar transmembrane transporter activity.